CCAUGGAAACGCCACGGUAGACACAUAGAGAGAUGACUGAAGGCUGACAGGUGUCAAUCAUCAGUGUACAAUCAGUGAUGGAGUUCCCCCAACAUUCUCAGCAGCUGCUGUCAGCUCUGCGUUCCCAGCGCCAACGGGGCUUCCUCUGUGACUGCACCGUCCUGGUGGGCUCAUCCCGUUUCCUGGCUCACCGGGCUGUUUUGGCCUCCUGUUCUCCUUUCUUCCACAUGUUCUACUCAGAUUCUCCGGGCAGCAAUGGUGCAAACAGCAGCAGCAGCAGCUCUGUCACACUUGACAGUGACAUUGUCACGGCCGCUGCAUUUGGCUUACUCUUGGACUUUGUGUAUGAAGGCGUGCUGCAGCUGGAGGAGUCUCCACCAGUGGAAGACAUAUUGGCGGCGGCAAGCUUCCUGCACAUGAACGAAGUGGUGAGAGUGUGCAAGAGGCGACUUCAGAGACGAGGGCCUGUGGCUGAGGCAGACAGCACUCGCUCUGAAGAGAGCACUAGUGCGAAGAAAGCAGUGGAGAUAGUGAGGGGAGGUGGGGUUGAUGGUGGAGCUGGGCCAGUGAUGGCAACAGAUCACUUGAGUCCUGUUGCCAUGGCAGCGCCGCUCUCAUCUGUGUCCAUGAUGACAGAGAGGAGUCUGUUGGAGUCUGUGAAGUCUGAACGCAGGAAUGGUGGCAGUUCUUCAGAGACACGAGUUCAGACCCCUCUGAGCCCUGACCUCGCUGAUACUACACAGCCCGGCAUGGAUGGCCCUCCUCUGCUCCCAGCUGGAGAGCUGAUGCAGGGACACACCUCACGUCAGUCUGCCCCGGCCUCUGGAGGGCACACCAGGUUGGGGACUAGCAGUCAGGGUGAGGGGUCAGCACUCUGCAGCCCUUGCAGCACCACUGAGACAUACAGGUACAGCAGUAACCAGUUGCCCUCCUCCUCUUCCUCCCUGGUCCCAGUGAAUCAGGCAGGUGGUCGGUCAGCAGUCACCCUUCUCCAGUCAGAAUCCUGCUUUUCUCCCAGCUCCCUUCAUGACACAUCCCGUCUUCCCAGUAACGAUAACACUGUUAGAAAACCCUCAGAGACUGAGCGCAGAGGUACAUCAGGUGACGAACAACAGAUGGUCAUGUUAAUCCACGCAUCAGCGCCACCCUCACACUUACAAACCAACCUGACACAAUCGUCACCGCUGCAUUCACAUCCCCAGAUCCAAAUCCAGAGUGCCGUGUCACUCCAAAGCCGAAGCCCAAACUUUGACUCUGCUUCCCAGACCCAAAUGAUGACAGGGCUCAGAAGGGAGAUGGGAGUUUCACCCACACUUAGGGGGGGAAGAUCACACCCUCAUAUGGGCAGAGUGAGGAUGGAGGACUAUGAAGGGGAGAAUGUGAAAGUCAAAGUGGAGGCCAUUGUUAUCUCUGAUGAAGAGCUAGAGGAGGAAAGAGAUGAAGGCGGAGAGAGUGAACCAGUGAUGGAAGUGGACAAUGAUUUUGACGAUGACAUGCAGGAAGAGGAGCUGAACAGCCCUCAGCAUCUUUCCUCCCGCUCACAGGGCCUCUUACAAAUGGCCUCCCAUUCCAAUGACUACUCCUUCCCACUCUCCCCUUCCUCCUCCUCCUCUGGUGCUGGCCCUUCUUCCCAGGACGCUUCCUCGUAUGCUGCCUCUCUCAUUCCUCCAUCCACAGCCCAGCAGCAUUCAGACGCACCUGCCUACUUUCAGGAUUUCCAGGACGCCAUGGGGAACUUUGUAGAAGAUGUCCCGACGUGCGGCGUGUGCGGAAAGACUUUCUCAUGCACAUACACACUAAGACGCCAUGCCAUCGUGCACACGAGAGAGCGCCCCUACGAGUGCCGUUACUGCUACCGGAGCUACACACAGUCAGGCGACCUGUAUCGACACAUUCGCAAAGCUCAUGACCACACCCUGCCAGCCAAACGCAGUAAGGCGGAUGUGGAGCACAUCCUCCCACCACAACCACCACCACCACCUCUCAGCUAACAUACAAACAGACAAACUAUUGAAUUUCUAUACUUAAACACACACAGCUAAACUUUGAGGCGAUAUCCCAAUAGUUCAAAUUCUCACUUUAAAGGACAGGUUCACAAUUUUUCAAGUCUCUUAAAACAGUCAGGUGUCCAAAUAAACAUUGAAACUGGAUUUGCUUGCUGUCCUCCUUUUUAACUGGCAAAUAUUAGUGAUGGAGGAUAAAAUCCACAGUCCUCACUUUGCACAAAAGUGUAUUUAAUAGCUUAUCUGAAACUAAUAUCAAGUUUUAUCGUUUUAAGUUAGUCAAAUGAGG
Molecule: messenger RNA, 2292 nt
Organism: Scomber japonicus (chub mackerel)
Lineage: Eukaryota; Metazoa; Chordata; Actinopteri; Scombriformes; Scombridae
Gene: zbtb3
Product: zinc finger and BTB domain containing 3
Exons: 3
Coding region: 78-1991 (637 amino acids)
Biological process (GO): regulation of transcription by RNA polymerase II
Cellular component (GO): nucleus
Molecular function (GO): protein binding; DNA-binding transcription factor activity, RNA polymerase II-specific; RNA polymerase II cis-regulatory region sequence-specific DNA binding
Source: RefSeq, a predicted model, not a curated record